AUGGCUACCGCAACCGCCGAACAGAAGUUCAAGUUAAACACUGUGGACAAGAAGCGGGACAGCGAGUUCACGAAGUCGAUGCACAAGGAGGGGGCCAAGAAGGGGGCCGUCGCCUCGUUCUUGGGCAAGGACCAGGCCGCCACCGACGCCGCCAUCGACGGCUACCUCCGUCACUUUGACGGUGGUGUCACCAAGGAAGACGAACAAAAGCGGUUGGACGACUACUCGGCGUUGACCCACCACUACUACAACUUGGUCACCGACUUCUACGAGUAUGGUUGGGGGUCUUCGUUCCACUUCUCCCGCUACUACAAGGGCGAAGCCUUCCGUCAAGCCUCGGCGAGACACGAACACUUUUUGGCGGCCAAGAUGGGGUUGACCGAAGACAUGAAGGUGUUGGACGUCGGGUGUGGUGUCGGUGGUCCCGCCCGGGAAAUCACCCGUUUCAUUGGUUGUGAAAUUGUUGGUUUGAACAACAACGACUACCAAAUCGAAAGAGCCAACCACUACGCGCAAAAGUACAAUUUGGCCAACAAGUUGUCGUUUGUUAAGGGUGACUUCAUGCAGAUGGACUUUGAGCCCAACUCGUUCGACGCCGUCUACGCCAUCGAAGCCACCGUGCACGCCCCCGUGCUCGAAGGUGUCUACCUGGAAAUCUACAAGGUGUUGAAGCCCGGUGGUGUCUUUGGUGUCUACGAGUGGGUCAUGACCGACAAGUACGACGAAAACAACCCUGAGCACCGCCAGAUCUGUUACGGUAUCGAAGUUGGGGACGGGAUCCCCAAGAUGUACUCUUACAAGGUCGCCAACGAAGCGUUCAAGAACGUCGGGUUCGAGAUCGAAUACGCCCGCGACAUGGCCGACAACGACGACGAGAUCCCCUGGUGGUACCCUCUUUCCGGUGAGUACAAGUACGUGCAAACCUUCAGCGACUACUUCACCUGGUUCAGAACCCUGAAGCUUGGCCGGAUCAUCACCACUGAAGGGGUUGGCCUCAUGGAAAAGAUCGGUCUCGCUCCCCGUGGCUCGAAGAAGGUCACCCACGCCUUGGAAGAAGCCGCCGUCAACUUGGUCAAGGGUGGUGAACAAGGGUUGUUCACCCCCAUGAUGUUGUACAUUGUGAGAAAGCCGUUGGACGCCAAGGACUAG
Molecule: messenger RNA, 1149 nt
Organism: Diutina rugosa
Lineage: Eukaryota; Fungi; Ascomycota; Pichiomycetes; Serinales; Debaryomycetaceae
Gene: ERG6
Product: sterol 24-C-methyltransferase
Exons: 1
Coding region: 1-1149 (382 amino acids)
Biological process (GO): ergosterol biosynthetic process
Cellular component (GO): endoplasmic reticulum
Molecular function (GO): sterol 24-C-methyltransferase activity
Source: RefSeq, a predicted model, not a curated record